CUCUGCUCAAUCGCAUACUCCGCGACAACUCCUUCGUCGCGAUCCUCGAUUCCACUCCUUCUACAUCCCUCUUACUUGCACUGCCCUCCCCUUGUGGCAUCCAAUCAAUUCCUGCAAGCACAAGCGCAGGCACCCAUUCGACCCCACGUAAACCCGAGACCGUGAGGUCUACCUCGUGGACAUGUCUGGCUUCAUAACAACAAUCAAUCCCCGGACGCGCACGCCGUUCAAGCCGCAGAAGUCGAAUCGGGGGACUAGCAGUUGGCAGCUCAAGCAGUAUGCGGAGGCGACGCUCGGGAGUGGGAGCUUGAGGAAGGCGGUCAAGUUGCCGGAAGGGGAGGAUAAGGAUGAGUGGUUGGCUGUUAAUGUGGUCGACUUCUACAAUCAGAUCAACCUGCUCUAUGGUUCGAUUACCGAGUUCUGCUCGCCGCAGACCUGUCCGGAGAUGAAGGCCACGGACGAAUUCGAAUACCUAUGGCAAGACACGGAGAACUUCAAACGCCCAACCAAGAUGGCGGCGCCAGAGUACAUCGAGCACCUCAUGGCGUGGGUCCAGAGUAACAUCGACAACGAACAGAUGUUCCCCAGCAGGAUCGGCGUCGCCUUCCCCAAGACGUUCCCAGCUCUCAUCCGCAACAUGUUCAAGCGCCUCUACCGUGUCUACGCCCACAUAUACUGCCACCACUACCCUGUUAUCAUCGAACUGGGCCUCGAACCGCAUCUGAAUACGAGCUUCAAGCACUAUGUCCUCUUCAUCGACGAGCAUGGACUUGCGUCGGGCUCAAAAGACUUCUGGGGACCACUGGGCGAUCUGGUGGAGAGCAUGCUGAGGAGCGAUUGAGUUGGAGCAGAGACGUGGUUGCUACGAAUGGUGUAUGAGGUAAUGCGGACAUGAAAUGGCAUUGAGCGGCAAAGCAGCUUUUCGGAUUCUUUUGUUUUCAACGAGGCGCAAUGGCGCUGUUUGGCUCAUAAUCGGACAGUAGGAAUAGGGGGCGUUGUUCCAGGGCGACAUGCAGUUUGUAUUAACGACAAAACAAUCCGCGGUGCUCUCUUAGUUUCAUGGCCAUACUCUAGCUAGCGAGUCCUGAGAUUCCAACGUGAUUGAGACACGCACCCUGCGGACUUCCUCUGUUCGCGCUUUCUGGAAUAUGGUAUGAGAGUGAUGUGAUCAGCAGUGGCCAAAAUAAGUGGUUUCCUAGGCGUCUGCAACGUUGGAAGUAAACCAACUGGGUGGCAUAGGGUCUAUCUACAUAGGUAUCGGAACGUAAGGUUUUC
This is a messenger RNA of Mytilinidion resinicola, 1275 nucleotides long. Its product is annotated as maintenance of ploidy protein MOB2. Gene Ontology annotation, molecular function: protein kinase activator activity. NCBI's taxonomy places the organism in Eukaryota, Fungi, Ascomycota, Dothideomycetes, Mytilinidiales, Mytilinidiaceae. The record is from RefSeq and is a predicted model, not a curated record. The transcript is spliced from 6 exons. Gene Ontology annotation, cellular component: nucleus; cytoplasm. The coding region runs from base 182 to 841 and encodes 219 amino acids. Gene Ontology annotation, biological process: positive regulation of protein phosphorylation; cell division; signal transduction.